Homarus americanus (American lobster) is the source of this 460-nucleotide messenger RNA. RefSeq names its product endoplasmic reticulum-Golgi intermediate compartment protein 1-like. Lineage: Eukaryota; Metazoa; Arthropoda; Malacostraca; Decapoda; Nephropidae. Gene Ontology annotation, biological process: retrograde vesicle-mediated transport, Golgi to endoplasmic reticulum; endoplasmic reticulum to Golgi vesicle-mediated transport. The record is from RefSeq and is a predicted model, not a curated record. Gene Ontology annotation, cellular component: Golgi membrane; endoplasmic reticulum; COPII-coated ER to Golgi transport vesicle.
UAAGACGCACCCUUCCCCUGCAGCGUGUAGUCGUGGCAGACGUAAACACAGCUGAGAGGUGACAGCCGAGGCAAGAUGGUGCUCUUCAACUUUGACGUGAGAAGACUUGACAUUUACCGUAAAGUACCGAAAGAUUUAACACAGCCCACACUGACAGGGGCUGUGAUUAGUGUAACAUGCAUUACGUUCAUGUUGAUCCUCUUCACCUCGGAGCUCCUUCACUUUCUCUCAGGAGAAAUAGUGUCAGAGUUGUAUGUAGAUAACCCUGGUGAGUCAACUGACAGGAUUCCCGUUUACAUCAAGAUCUCAUUACCACGGCUUAAAUGUGAUUAUAUUGGUCUGGAUAUCCAGGAUGAUCUUGGUAGACAUGAGGUUGGUUUUGUCGAGAAUACUAACAAAAAUCCCAUCGGUGAAGAAGGCUGCCUCUUUGAAGCAAAUUUCCUCAUAAAUAAAGUGCCAG